This is a messenger RNA of Zingiber officinale, 1791 nucleotides long. Its product is annotated as protein RGF1 INDUCIBLE TRANSCRIPTION FACTOR 1-like. The record is from RefSeq and is a predicted model, not a curated record. Lineage: Eukaryota; Viridiplantae; Streptophyta; Magnoliopsida; Zingiberales; Zingiberaceae. Bases 701 to 1372 code for a protein of 223 amino acids. The transcript has 4 exons.
GCCUGGAUUGGGCCAACAACUAUGUUAAUUCCUGCAACUUCUGUGGACACUUAACCUUAAAUAAUAGCUGUAACUGUACUUGCCUACAAGAUCAACUACUAAAUUCUAGUCAGAUGUCAAAUUGAUUAAAGGAUGAUAUAUUUAUUAUAAUGAAGUCCGGAUCAAUUUUUAGUGGAUGUGUCUUUAGAAACAAACUGUUCUCAUCUCUCUUUUCAUACAAUCUCUAUUUCACAUGAUCUAAAAAUGAACUACGAGGGAUGUGAUGUGUAAAACCUUUUGUUACGGCUACUGAAUUAUAUCCCUAUCCCUAACUUUUAUUAUUAUUUUGAAAAUAUAAAUAUUUACUUUUUUCUAUAAUAAAUGUUCUGCUCAAAAGUUUUGUUUUUGUUUUUGUUCGUGUUUUGGAAUGAAUUGAUUGAACUAACAAAUGUAAUCGAUUUGGUAAAAAGCAAAUCGAUUUAGUAAAAAGUAAAUUAAAGGGUGUAAAUUGGCGUGCGUUAGCAAUAAACAACUAAACCAUGGAGAAGAGAAGGUAGAGAAGGGAUAAGAAUGGAGGAGGAUCCCUGUCAUCUCAAUAAGAAUUCAAACCCCUCUUCGUCUUCUUCUUCCUCAAGGCCAAAGCUUUUUCGCUUCCAAACCACUUGUUGCAAACUCUGUUUCGAUCGGAAGAGAAUUAGGUCGACAUUUAGCAGAAUCGAAAAUGGUGGUCGACCAGGAAUCCUCUCUGAAAGAGCUCAAGAACAAGAACAAGCCAGUCAUGAGAGGAGGAUGGCCGGAGGAUGCGGCGGGGCGGUGGCCCCCGUGGCUACGGCGGCUGCUGGCCAUCCGGUUCUUCGGGCAAUGCGCGCUCCAUGCCGACGCGCACCGGAGGGAGUGCAACAUGUUCUGCCUCGACUGCGCCGACGGCGCCCUCUGCUCGCUGUGCCUUGCCCAUCGCCACCGCGACCACCACACGAUCCAGAUUCGGCGGUCAUCGUACCACGACGUGAUCCGGGUGUCGGAGAUCCAGAAGGUGCUCGACAUCGCCGGCGUGCAGACCUACAUCAUCAACAGCGCCCGGAUCGUCUUCCUCAACGAGCGCCCCCAGCCGAGGCCAGGCAAGGGCGUCGGCAACACCUGCGAGGCCUGCGACCGGAGCCUCCUCGACUCCUUUUGCUUCUGCUCCCUCGGCUGCAAGGUUGCCGGCCCCGGCACCGGCAAGAAGUCACCACUCGAGAGGCAACCGACAGCGUCGGGAUCCGACGACUCAUUCGCGAGCGCCAGCCUCGGUAUCGCGAGGACGCAAAGCUUCACCCCCUCAACCUCGCCGCCGGCCUCCGGCGCCCGGAGGAGGAAGGGCAUCCCCCACAGGGCUCCCUUCAGCACCGAAUAACAAACACUGCUCGACUGCAUGCUGUAUAUAUUCAAACACAACGUCGACUGAGCUCAGUUCAUCUUCAUCAUGGAGCUGGAGCCAUUUUCGUGAUCAAUGACGUGUAAUAAACUGCUGAGCUUCUGCUUCGUUCCCGGACUCGCUCGUUCAAAUUUACAGAAAACCUAUGCGAUUUCGAUCUAUUUCUCACUGCGGCAAUGCGCCGAACUCACGGGAUGCGUUUGCCAUCGUCGGUUGACCAUCGCAGUCGAGCCCUCUGCCUCCCGACGGCGGUCGCUGUUCAGCCACGCAGCUGGCGGUGGAUAGAUUCUGUGUCAAUGAGAAUUCGAUUCGCCAGCGGAUUUAAUCUCAGCCGUUCAUAUUUUUUUCUUAAAAAAUUCAUGUUGUUAGUUUGGAAAGUCGACACGUGAUUAUGCAAA